AUGCGACCGAUAUCACUGAUCUUCUACCUAAUUGUGCUGCUUGCUGCGCAGCUGGUAACAGCUGACGAAUAUAUCGAGUCUAGAGCGCUGAGUUUGUGCUCCAACAGUUUGGAAUUUACAGCGACGUACUUCAAUGUAAGGUUCACGCCGAAGAAUCGUACUAUUGCAUUGAGCUUUAAUGGAAGGUCAUCGAUAUCUGGCAAAGUCAUCGCAGAGUUGAUUAUCACGGUUUACGGCUACACCGCGAUGACCAAGGUGUUGAAUCCUUGUGAUAUGGAUCUAGAAGGGCUUUGCCCAGUGAGGGCUGGCGAGAUCCCGGUGAUGAAUACCAACAUCAAAGUACCUGACUCAUUUAUUUCACAGAUCCCUGGUAUUGCCUACACUGUCCCCGAUCUAGAUGCCUCCGUGCGCGUUUUCAUCAACUCCUCCGACACAGGAAGGAGUAUUACUUGUCUCGAAGCAGAGCUCUCAAAUGGAAAAACUGUUUAUCAGCCCGGGGUAGGUUGGACGACGGCUAUAAUUUCUGGUCUGGGUCUGGCUGCCUCUGCAGUCACCUCUGCGCUUGGUCACUCAAAAGCCGCCACACACAUAGCAACUAAUGUGCUCUCGCUUUUUGGAUUCAUGCAGUCACAAGCAAUGUUUGGAAUGUCAUCGGUUCACAUGCCUCCGAUUGUUCAGUCAUGGACGCAGAACUUCCAAUGGAGCAUGGGCCUCGUUCGUGUCGGUUUCUUGGAGACCUUGUGUACUUGGUACCAGCGAUCCACAGGUGGGCGGCCUUCGAUUCUCAUUGUCGACCAUUCUAAAAAGUCGAUUCAAAUUCUCAAAAAGCGCCUUCAUGACACUUUGCUAAAGCGAGCCGGUAAACCUGGAGCAGAUACACAUAAAAGCAUUGUGAUACGCGGAAUCCAACGUGUCGGGUAUAAGGCAGGAAUCGAAGUGACCAACAUCUUUCUGACAGGCUUGAUCUUCUUCAUCUUCUUUGCCACACUUGCAAUGGCCUGUGUCGCAAUAUUCAGAGUUAUCUACAAGUCCCUAGUCAAGUCAAGGAAGAUCAAAAACUAUGAAGUCAAAUGGAACUUCAUUACAAAGGGCAUUCUAUUCCGGGUAAUCCUGAUUGGGUACCCUCAGAUAUGCAUACUUUGUUUGUGGGAGUUCACUCAACAUGAUUCCCCUGCCGAGGUUAUACUUGCCGCCGUCAUGCUCUUGACUACCACAGUUGCCAUAGGGUUUGCAACACAAAAGGUCGCCCGUCUUGCCAAACAAUCGUUGAAAUUGUACAGAAACCCUGCAUACGUUCUCUACACUGACCCUGCCUGUUUGAAUAAAUGGGGUUUUUUAUACGUGCAAUAUCAAGCCAAGGCUUACUACUUCAUUACGCCAGCCCUUGCCUACAUCAUAGUGAAGUCCAUGUUUAUCAGCCUGAGCCAAGCAGCCCCUGUGGUGCAGACCAUAGCAUUGGUAAUCAUCGAGGCUUGCAUACUGAUCUCCAUCAGCAUUUUGAGGCCCUGGAUGAACAGGAAGACUGACAUAUACAACAUCUCAAUCGCAGCUAUCAAUUUCGUUAAUGCUAUCUUCUUGCUCAUUUUUUCGAACGUCUUCAGCCAACCUGGCAUUCUGACAGGCGUGAUGGGAGUUGUUUUCUUUGCCUACAACGCAGUGUUCUCACUAGUCCUCCUGGUCCUCGUGUUGAUGGCUUCCACCCACUCCGUCCUAUCGAAGAACCCAGACAUUCGAUACCAACCAAUGAGGGACGAUCGGGAGUCAUUUAUUAGGUCACAAUCUCAGCAUCAGCUGGGUACUGAGUUAGAUGAUUUGGGUGCCGCUGCUCGUGGUGAAAAGCAUUCUAAUCACGACAAGUCUACCCCAAGUUUAGUUGAUGCCUCAGACAGGCAUGAACAUAGUAACGAGCCUAAUGGUGAAGAUACACCUGAGGAAGAUCCGCCCUCGUCAGAUAUUCUUGGGAGUGAACCUCUGGGGUAUCAGGAUCACCUCCCCAAAGCUCCGGCCGGUCGAGUAUAUUGUCACCGGAAAGGCUGCUAUAGACCCCCUGCAAACCCCGAUGGUACAUUGCCUACAGAAACUGGCAGGCCUUGCAACAGCUCGAGUCCAUGGAAGAGAGGAGCUGGAUAUGAAUGA
Messenger RNA from Aspergillus caelatus, 2136 nucleotides. Its product is annotated as transient receptor potential ion channel family protein. Lineage: Eukaryota; Fungi; Ascomycota; Eurotiomycetes; Eurotiales; Aspergillaceae. Gene Ontology annotation, biological process: fungal-type cell wall biogenesis; transmembrane transport. The transcript is spliced from 2 exons. The record is from RefSeq and is a predicted model, not a curated record. Bases 1 to 2136 code for a protein of 711 amino acids.